This is a messenger RNA of Polypterus senegalus (gray bichir), 3722 nucleotides long. RefSeq names its product VANGL planar cell polarity protein 1 (gene vangl1). The record is from RefSeq and is a predicted model, not a curated record. Gene Ontology annotation, biological process: multicellular organism development. The transcript is spliced from 8 exons. The coding region runs from base 356 to 1927 and encodes 523 amino acids. Gene Ontology annotation, cellular component: plasma membrane. NCBI's taxonomy places the organism in Eukaryota, Metazoa, Chordata, Cladistia, Polypteriformes, Polypteridae.
AGUGCUGCCCCCCUUACUUUCUGUGUAAAAAUCGAUCCGUGCGGUUUCUAUCCGGGUUAGUCGUGUGUCCUGUGGGCUCUGCUGCUCGAUUUAUGUAUACACACAUGCAUAUCGUUUUCCAGUGGGAAAUGACUGGGAAUGUUUCAGAUGAGCGCAUUUUAUAAAGGUUGAUGUUCACCUUAGAGGGAGCCACUUAAUAGUUUCCGCAAUAGACUCUUCACAGUAUUCCGCUUCUAAUCUUCUGACAGAGCGAAACUGUCCAGACAAGACUGGCCACAAGCUCCCUCUGCCCGGCACCAAGAUUAGCAACCUUGAAAGGCUGCCACGCUCCCCAGCGCGGCAGGAUUCCAACGUAAUGGAUACAGAGUCAACCUACUCUGGGUAUUCCUAUUACUCGGGUCGCUCCAGGGGAUCUCAUCGGCACAGUGAGAGAAGCCGAGACCGACAUAAAUCACGAAGUAAAGAGAGCAGCCGAUCAGAGAAAUCUGUCACCAUCAAGGCACCACCAGCUCAACCACUUUUAGGAGAUGAUACUAACCAAGGAGAGGAAGUUCAGGAUGAUAAUUGGGGUGAGACAACCACAGCAGUUACUGGGACUUCAGAACAUAGCAUCUCCCAGGAGGACAUUGUGCGAAUUACCAAGGAUAUGGAAGAUAGCGUGGGUUUGGACUGCAAGAGAUACUUGGGCCUGACUGUGGCAGCUGUACUUGGACUUUUGGUGUUUCUCACACCCAUUGCCUUUUUAAUUCUUCCUCAAGUCUUGUGGAGAGAAAAGCUAGACCCCUGUGGUACAGCCUGCGAAGGCCUUUUCAUCUCUGUAGCCUUCAAGCUGCUUAUUUUACUGCUCGGUACCUGGGCCCUUUUUUUCCGUUCACCACGUGCCAGCAUGCCCCGGCUAUUUGUCUUGCGCGCCCUACUCAUGGUGCUUGUUCUUCUUUUUGUCAUCUCUUAUUGGCUUUUCUACGGUGUGCGCAUUUUGGAUUCACAGGAUAGUAACUACCAAGGUAUUGUGCAGUAUGCCGUCUCCCUGGUAGAUGCUUUGUUGUUCAUCCACUACCUGGCCAUUGUACUUCUGGAACUGCGGCAACUGCAGCCUACAUUCUCCCUUAAAGCUGUCCGUUCCACAGAUGGUGAAGCAUUCUUCUACAAUCUCGGCCACCUCAGCAUCCAGCGAGCGGCACUGGUCAUUUUGGAGAAUUACUACAAAGAUUUCUCAGUGCACAACCCAGCAUUGCUAACAGCCUCAAAAUCUCGAGCGGCCAAGCACAUGGCUGGUCUGAAAGUUUACAAUGUGGAUGGCCCUGGGAACAAUGCUGCAGGGCAGUCUCGAGCUAUGAUAGCUGCAGCAGCAAGGCGGAGAGACUCCAGUCAUAAUGAGUUGUACUAUGAAGAAGCAGAUCAUGAACGGCGGGUGAAAAAGCGCAAAGCAAGACUGGUGGUGGCAGUAGAAGAAGCCUUCACACACAUUAAGCGAAUGCAGGAGGAAGAGCAAAAGAAGGCACCAGGAGAAGUGAUGGACCCCCGGGAAGCUGCACAAGCCAUCUUUCCUUCAAUGGCCAGAGCUCUACAAAAGUACCUCCGCACCACCAGACAGCAGCAUUGCCACACAAUGGAAAGCAUUCAGCAACACCUCGCUUUCUGCAUCACCAAUAAUAUGACACCAAAGGCUUUUCUGGAAAGUUAUCUGAACCCAGGUCCCACCUUGCAGUACAGUCGGGAGCGCUGGUUUGCCAAUCAGUGGACUCUAAUUAGCGAGGAAGCUGUUACCAGCGGUCUGAAGGAUGGGCUGGUUUUUGUUCUUAAAUCUGUAGACUUCAGCCUUGUUGUGACUGUGAAGAAAAUUCCUUUCAUCAAACUUUCAGAAGAAUUCAUUGACCCCAAAUCUCACAAAUUUGUUCUCCAGUUACAGUCUGAAACGUCGGUGUAGUUUUUCUUAAUUUGAAUUUUUAUUUUAUCUUUUUCAUAUUUUUUUUUUAAUAAAGGCCAACUUUUUAUCGUAAAAAUGAAUGAAAAUGCAGAUGAUGAACUCAUUUUAUGAGCUUCCGAAUUCCUGCUGGACAAAAUAGUCCAACACUGUUUGACAUCUGUGUAUUUGGACACUAAGUGACUUUCACAAAGCAGCUUUAAAUAAAAAACUUUCAAAGAAACCAGCAAACUACGUUCCGGAGAAGACAGCUUCGUCAAAGGACCACUGAGGAAAUCCUGUUGCGCUUAAGCUUUUGACCUCUUUAGGGUGCAGUGGGAGUAGCUGCCAUCCAGGAGCUUUGCAUGGACAUCAAGCAAAUAUGGUAGCAGCUCAAUCCUCCACAGUGUUUCUUCAGGUGUAUUUUAUUGAGCUAUAUUUUAGGUUAUUGGUUUUGCAUGUUAAAAAUGGUUUUGUUUAAAAUGGGUCAAUUUGCACAAUUUUGAAAUAUUAACACUGACAGUCUGUUCAUUUUUAUGUGCGAUCACAUGUUAACAGAGUAGCAAAUUGUAACACUAAUCCAGCCAUUUGUCUUCUGUAUUGUUAUUCUUUAUUGCUAUAUUCAUUUAUACAUUGAUUAUUUAAGUACUGCUCUGUAUAUGCCAAGACUUUUAAAGCAGUUACUAAAGAAAUACUUGUGGAGGUAAAUAGCAGAAUGGUUUCUUAACAUUUAUGACUGUGUUUGCACAAGUGGGUGGGUGGGGGGAGAGAAAUAUGUUGGCUUACAAGCUGUGUUUUAUUAAAACUUUUCUAAAAAAGUAAGAAAAACAUUAUUUCGAGGUCAAGUAAAAUUUAGAUUUAAAAGGCGCAAGCUUUGAGCAGUAAUGCUUUUGUUUAGCCGAAGGGAAAAUAGGAAAAAUAAAGAAAAAAAAUCGGGAAAUGUGCAAAAAUAUUUUUUUUCGCCUUUUUAGGCAAACUCAUCAUGUCAAAAAUCUGAGAGAGAGAGAGAGUUGAAACGACACUCUAAUCUAUAUUUUUUCUCUUUCCGAGUCACUCUCAAUGUAUUUGGCUUGCAGUUGUAAUAAUCAUUCAGUGGCCCUGUUUAAUCUCGUAUCAAGGAGAUGCUAAGAAUACUACACAAUUCCAGAGUGGAUGAUAACCAGUGUAUCAAAAAAGAGUCAAGUAUACUUGGAGGGAAGAGUCCACUUUUACAGUUAAAAUCACUAAAUGAAUGGUCGUUCCUGUAGUUCAAUUUUGCAAGAGGUUUUCCUUGAACAGAUCCAUGCACUAGAGUAGCAUAGGGAAAGCAGAACAUGACGUCUCAAAAGAGUACAGUUAACAAACUUCAAACAACUUUCCAUUCAGCAGUUGGGUUGAGAAAUGUUACACAGUUUCUAUUUCAGAAAUAAUGCAACCCUAAAAACUGUAUGUGAGGUAUGAAGAAUGAUGCAAAAGGGGUGCAUUGACAGCAGUGUUUUUAUUUUAUUUUUUUUUGCUUUUACUUUUGCAAAUAUAAAACUGAAUGUUUUACUACCAGAAUGAAUCUGCUUCCCAUUGUUUUUUUAAACUUUUUAUGUGUAUAAUUUACAAAUGCCCCAUUGUAUCCUCUGAAAAUUUUGUGUUCUCUUUUUAUUAGUUGCCAUGUAAUGUUAACCCAGCAACUGUGCAUCUUAUCAAAAUUCUGUUAUCCAAAAAAAAACACUUUUUUGAUUGUAAUGCAUAGUGUACACAGCAGGGUGUGUGACUCUGCCUACCCCUGUCCUUUUUACUUUUUGCUGUAAGCAAAAAGAGACGCCAGUGGAAUCGCCUCCGUCCAGAC